Molecule: messenger RNA, 453 nt
Organism: Eimeria mitis
Lineage: Eukaryota; Apicomplexa; Conoidasida; Eucoccidiorida; Eimeriidae
Exons: 5
Coding region: 1-453 (150 amino acids)
Source: RefSeq, a predicted model, not a curated record
AUGAAUUCGUUUCGCAUCCUUCGGUUCUUCUCUUGUCAGCAACAAGCCGAAAGGGAGCGGCAAGUCUUGGAAAUACAACAAGCAAAUGCGGCGCAACGCGAACGUAACAAAAAGGCGCGAGACGAGGCUAGGAGACGGCAAACAGAAGCCAAAAGGAAAGACGUGCUGCGAGCGAAGCAAGAGCAUGCGCUGGCUGCCGAGCAGAGACGCCAGUACGAUGAAGAACAACAAGAAUACAACAUUCAGCGUUCACAGCAAGUCCGCAGAGAACACCAGCAAUCACGCGAGCGGAGACGGCUUGAACAGGUGCAGUCAGACACAAGGCAAAUAUCAGAGAUGUUAGCAGUAUUGAAAGACGUGCUGCGAGCGAAGCAAGAGCAUGCGCUGGCUGCCGAGCAGAGAGUUUCUUUCCCUCCCCACCAUUACGGUGCCUACAAGAGCUUGCUGCCCUAG